AUGCCUCGCCCAAACCUCCCUCCGACUCCCCAGCCGUCGACAGACAUCACCGGCAAGAGCAGCGCCAAUGCCCCUCAAUUGGAGACGAGCUUCAACUUGCCACCCGCAGCGCUGGGUGGUAGAGGAAGUGUAGCUAGCUCCUCUGGUAAAUCCGAAAACGCCUCAGACUCGUCCUACCGGCCACCUUCCCCGUCGUCCCCAGUCGCGACUUCCAAGCCCGGUCAUGCGCGCAAACGCUCCCAGCAGAGCAUCAUCACCAAGGACGACUAUUCUCUCCCGCCUCCGCCUACUCGAUCCCGCAAGAUCAUUCAGAUGAAGCCCAAGGAUACCCAAGACACGCCCAAGACCUCGUCCAAGACACAGGAUGCGAAGACCACGACCGCUGCCACUAAUGGUACCAAAAGGAAGCAGGCGGGUAACGCCACUGCUGCGGGACGUAAGAUUGCAAGGAAGACGGCACACAGUCUGAUUGAGCGGAGGAGAAGGUCCAAGAUGAACGAGGAGUUUGGGGUACUCAAGGACAUGAUUCCGGCGUGUAGGGGACAGGAGAUGCACAAGCUGGCCAUCCUACAGGCAUCCAUCGAGUACAUGCGAUACCUCGAACAGUGCGUCUCCGAUCUCAAGACCGCCAACUCCCGCCGCGACUCCCCAUCCUCAGCUACAUCCGAGCUCCCGCCACCACCAGUCCGACGCAUGCACGACGACGACGACGAAGACGAAGAGCAAGACGAAGAGAUGGAAGACGCCGUAUCACCCACCUACGUCGAGCCACCACCCGCCCAAUCCAGAUACACCUUCGCCCAAGCCUCCCCCGCCAUCUACCCCUCCGACCGAAGCGUAUACACACACUCCACCACCACAUCCCCUGCCAUCAUGCCCCACGAUCGCAACGGCCACUACUCGGCGAACCCCUCCCCCGCGUUGCGCCCGUCCGACCCACACCACUACUCGCUCGGGCCAGCUUCAGUCCGCUCCACAGUAACUUCGCCUUCGAUCCACCCUUCGCCUGCUUUCAGCGCUCACACACCAUCGGCCACACACUUUAGCAACCCCUUCCACAACGGCCCUCCUAGCACGGGUCCGGUAGCUGCGCCUGGCUCGUCGCAUGCCUCUGUCCAUUUCGCGUUGACGUCACCGGCGCUGAAACCACAGGCUGAUCGUGAGGACCAGGAAGCUACUGAGGCUUUGAUGAUGUUGAAUACCGACCGUCGUAGCUGGAGUGGGGCUAGGGGUAUGAGUGUUAAGGACCUUCUCAGUGGAUAG
Molecule: messenger RNA, 1263 nt
Organism: Alternaria ventricosa
Lineage: Eukaryota; Fungi; Ascomycota; Dothideomycetes; Pleosporales; Pleosporaceae
Exons: 2
Coding region: 1-1263 (420 amino acids)
Molecular function (GO): protein dimerization activity
Source: RefSeq, a predicted model, not a curated record